ACCAGCGCAGACAUCAACAAGGGAGCGGGUUACUGAUGCGGGUUGAUUUUCAUAAUAGUCACGCCGUAACGACGCGCUGUAAGGACUAUUUGUAUCAGCUUCAAGCAACUUGCAACAAGAUGUUUGGCUUUCAUAAGCCAAAAAUGUACAGGAGUUUGGACGGCUGCUGCAUCUGCCGAGCAAAGUCUUCAAGCUCUCGUUUUACAGACAGCAAGCGGUAUGAGAAAGACUUCAGGAGCUGUUUUGGACUGAGCGAAACACGAUCUGGAGAAAUCUGUAAUGCCUGUGUGCUCCUGGUAAAAAGAUGGAAAAAGCUACCAGUGGGAACCAAGAAGAACUGGAAUCACGUUGUUGAUGCCAGAGGAGGUCCCAGCCUAAAGAUAACUUCCAGGCCCAAGAAGAUAAAGUCUAUCUCCAAGAAAGCGAGGCCGAGCCAGAUCAGCCGGCUGCAGAAAGAGCUUAAAAGAAACAAUUCAGAUGCCCACAGCACCACCUCCAGUGCCUCUCCGGCUCAGUCUCCUAGCUACAGCAACCUGUCAGAUGACGGCUCCGACACUGAGCUCAGCCCAGGAUCCAGCCGCUCCCCUGUUUUCUCAUUUCUGGACCUAACUUAUUGGAAGAGGCAAAAGGUGUGCUGUGGAAUAAUCUACAAGGGUCGCUUCGGGGAGGUGCUCAUCGACCCCCAUCUGUUCAAACCGUGCUGCCGCAAAAAGCAACGGCAGCAGCGGCAACAAGAGGAGGAGGAGGAGGAAGAGGAAGAGGAAGAGGAGGAGGAAGAGGUGGAGGUAGAGGAGGGCCAGGUGGGUGUGGACGUCAGUGAGCAGAAAUCCCAGACUGAAGAGGAAGUGAAGGUGACACCGAUCUGUGAGGAAAAUGCAGAGGCCGCUCAGCUAUGUGUUACUAUGACGGCACCAAGGAGCGGGGUGGUGGUGGAGCAAGGGUGGUGAAGCCAUCGCCUCCCCCCUCCCUCCUGCACACAUCUCUGAAGAAAUCUUAGGGUGCUGUUUUUUUAUUUGCUCAAGCACUUACAGAAUGGAGUUGGCUCAGAUUGCCUUCAAUCAUAAAGCAGCUGUAAAUCCUUUGGUCUUCAUAAUAAUGUCGGAGGUAUUACUUUGAAAUAGUAACUUAUGGACUGUUGUGUUUCCACUUUGUCUCUUAUUUUGUAUUUAAUAAUCUCACCAUCCUGACGAUGGACCAUCAUCCGUGGUGUUUUUGAUUGACUGUAGAUGAAAUGCUGGAGCUCUAGUUUGCUGGUACAUUUAGAUUUUGUUCCAAAACGCAAUAGAUCCACUUACUUACAGAAAAAGGUGCUACUUGAAAUUCAUUACUCAACAUUUCAGCUGAUUCAACUCAUCCUCAAGGUGGAUAUUUUAUAAUCAUAUAUGUUAAGAUGACUAAUAUAAUGAAAUUAGUUUUGCUUUCUUUGUGAAGAGUAGAUAUCUCUUUUUUUAAAUGGUGGAUAUCUCGUUUUGGAAUGAAUGACACUUUACAUUGACAGAGCACAGACCUGUACAGUAUCCCUUGUGUUUGUGUCUUUUCACAUUGACAUCCACUCCUAUCAAAGAGUUUGUGUUUGUAGACUGGAUUAGUGUCUCUGUGUGCAAAUACUUCUGUGGGUCCCAUUCAAAUAAGGCCUAUUCACAGCUUCAACAGCAAAUACACCAGCCUUAAUUAUGUGUUACAGACAGUGCUAGUGUUAAUUCUGGAUUGGUAUUAAGGAACAAAAAGGGACAGUAGCUAUAUUUAUUGUGGCCUCAGCAACACAUAGUGCAUUUUGCAUGAAUGGCAAGCCCACUCAUCCAAAAGACCGAAUGAUCUGAUGCAUGAGUCUACUAAAAUUGCAUGGCCUUAUAUAAACUGUAAAUCUUACUUUUAUUUUUUUGGAUCCAUUUCUCUGAAGUUUUAACUUAUUUUUAUAUGUAAAAAAAAAAAAGGAUAAGGAAAAACAAAAGUGUCUUUGCAUAAUAAUACCACACAAUACAACAGCAAAAUACACAAUCGGUCUAUAGUCAUUCAGCAAUAUCAAUAUCAGUGAUUUCCAUCAUUCCCGGGUCAGUAUACGGUAAAAGACUUUAUACAAGCUGAAAUUCUAUGCCAUUGCCUCUUAUAUACCACAAAUGUGUUGUGAUAUAUAGCCUAAUAUUACUUUAUUUAUCAAAUUAAAGCCAAAGCACAUUGAAAUUCACCCAAUGUCAAAUCAAUGCAGGUUUUCUAUGGACACUUGUGCUUGUCCGAGGUCAUUUGUAUAUAUGUUUAUGGGAUUCUAAAAAGAACACUAAUAUGAAAUUUCAUACAUGUGAUGUAGUUGUUGGGAGCAGAGGGGGUGUUAUGUACAUAAGGGGCUGGGUGAGCCAUAUGGCUCCUAUAUGGGUUUCAUUAUUUAUUUAUUUCAUAUUUAUUUGUAUCACUGCAUCCCCGCUUCGAAAUGUAAUGAAUUCUUUUCAUCCUUAGCUUAUACGUAGUACGGUUUUGUACAUCAGAAAUCAAAUGUAAUUCUCACGCAGGCUUUGUUUGACAUUGCGUUGAAUUACUGGAUGUCAAUAUUUGUGAAUUGUUGUUAAGUAUUUAUUUGCUCAUCAGUUGAGUUGCGUGCAACCUAACUUAUUCUGUACCAUCAUUUUGGAUCUGUAUCAUGUAGAAACAAAUGAUAGAUUGCAACCAAACUGUGCUUUCCCCUUUUCGCCUGUAGCUCAAAAAUGUUACAGAAUAGUAGGAUACUUAACUCUAGAAUUGCAUGUACUGUUGCUAUGCAUUUACUUAGCUUACAAGUUAGAUAAAGCGGUUUUGUAUUUUUUAUACAUCAUGUACUUUUUUUACUUGUCCCUUAAUAAAAAUAAUUUUGUGAGUUU
Molecule: messenger RNA, 2849 nt
Organism: Chelmon rostratus (copperband butterflyfish)
Lineage: Eukaryota; Metazoa; Chordata; Actinopteri; Chaetodontiformes; Chaetodontidae
Product: SIN3-HDAC complex-associated factor-like
Exons: 6
Coding region: 36-947 (303 amino acids)
Biological process (GO): negative regulation of cell migration
Source: RefSeq, a predicted model, not a curated record